Molecule: messenger RNA, 1837 nt
Organism: Poecilia latipinna (sailfin molly)
Lineage: Eukaryota; Metazoa; Chordata; Actinopteri; Cyprinodontiformes; Poeciliidae
Gene: ppp3cb
Product: protein phosphatase 3, catalytic subunit, beta isozyme
Exons: 13
Coding region: 64-1542 (492 amino acids)
Biological process (GO): calcineurin-mediated signaling
Molecular function (GO): calmodulin-dependent protein phosphatase activity
Source: RefSeq, a predicted model, not a curated record
GUCUUCCUCCUUGUUCCGUGUGUGAAUCCAGCGGUCCCCUUCCCCCUGGCCCACCGGCUGACCAUGAAGGAGGUGUUUGACUCGGAGGGCCGUCCGCGGGUGGACCUGCUCAAAGCUCACCUCACAAAGGAGGGCCGGCUGGAGGAGGCCGUGGCCCUGCGCAUCAUCGAUGAGGGUGCCGCCAUCCUGCGCCAGGAGCGCACCAUGUUGGAUAUUGAGGCGCCAGUCACAGUGUGUGGAGAUAUCCACGGCCAGUUCUUCGACCUGAUGAAGCUAUUCGAAGUGGGAGGCUCUCCUGCCAACACACGCUACCUCUUCCUUGGGGACUAUGUGGACAGGGGCUACUUCAGUAUUGAGUGUGUGCUCUACCUGUGGUCACUGAAAAUCCUCUACCCAAAGACGCUCUUUCUUCUACGAGGAAACCAUGAAUGUAGACAUCUGACAGAAUAUUUUACCUUCAAACAAGAAUGUAAGAUCAAGUACUCAGAACAGGUGUACGAUUCCUGCAUGGAGGCGUUCGACUGCCUUCCCCUGGCGGCGCUGAUGAACCAGCAGUUUCUCUGUGUCCAUGGGGGGCUUUCGCCCGAAAUCCACACACUGGACGACAUUAAGAAGUUGGACCGAUUCAAGGAGCCCCCAGCGUUUGGGCCCAUGUGCGACCUGCUGUGGUCGGACCCCCUGGAAGACUUUGGCAACGAGAAGACCCAGGAGUAUUUUGGCCACAACACGGUCAGAGGAUGCUCCUACUUCUACAGUUAUCCUGCAGUGUGUGAGUUCCUACAGACCAACAACCUGCUGUCCAUCAUCAGAGCGCAUGAAGCUCAGGAUGCCGGAUAUCGCAUGUACAGGAAGAGUCAGACGACGGGCUUCCCCUCCCUCAUCACCAUCUUCUCUGCGCCCAACUACCUGGACGUCUACAACAACAAAGCGGCGGUGUUAAAGUAUGAGAACAAUGUGAUGAACAUCCGUCAGUUCAACUGCUCUCCACAUCCUUACUGGCUGCCCAACUUCAUGGACGUCUUCACGUGGUCGCUGCCUUUUGUAGGAGAAAAAGUGACGGAGAUGCUGGUCAACGUUUUGAGUAUCUGCUCAGAUGAUGAACUCAUGAACGACGGAGAGGAAAUCUAUGACGCCAGUGCAGCCGCAGCGAGGAAAGAGGUUAUCAAAAACAAGAUCCGGGCCAUCGGGAAGAUGGCUAAAAUGUUCUCUGUGUUACGGGAAGAGAGUGAGAACGUUCUGACCCUGAAGGGGCUGACUCCUACCGGCAUGCUGCCCAGUGGGGUCCUGUCCGGGGGCAAGCAGACCCUGCAAAGUGCUACCAUUGAGGCCAUUGAAGCUAUCGAGACAGUUAAGGACGCUGAAGCCAUCCGAGGCUUCUCUCCGCAGCACCGGAUCAGCAGCUUCGAGGAGGCCAAAGGCCUGGACCGGAUCAACGAGAGGAUGCCGCCUCGACGCGACGCCGUCAACAGCGUGGGGCUGUCGAUGGGUCGCAUGAACAUGAGCGAGCCCAACGGCACCGACAGCAACAGCAAUAUCCAGUGAUCCACCGAAAAACAGAAAAACAACCCCGCUCUCAUCUGCCUGCAGUCUCUACAGUGAUACCAUAUUUACCCAGUCGUGUACAUAGGCAUAUAAACAGCAGAAACACACACACACACACUCAUUACACCACACACACACACGUGCACACACACACACAAGAUUAAAUACCCCCUCCCCCCUUUGCCCUCAGCUGUUAUUUAGUCGGACUUUACCACAGAGAGGCUGAGGGUCUUUUCUGAGCCCGGUUCUUCAGAACUAACCCUGACCCUGACCCCUGACCCCUGUACCUGCACAA